Messenger RNA from Symbiodinium sp. CCMP2592, 2121 nucleotides. The record is from the annotation of a GenBank genome assembly. NCBI's taxonomy places the organism in Eukaryota, Dinophyceae, Suessiales, Symbiodiniaceae.
AUGGCAGGCCUUGAACCUCAUUCGCUUGAAGAGGAGUAUCAGCCUUCCGAGUUUGCUCUGAGUGAGCCCAUCGACCGAGAGCCCGAGGACUCUUGGGAUGUGUGCAGUGUCCCGUCAGGAGUUUCUGUCACAAGCCGUGCAAAGGAAGCAGCUUCAUCUAGCCUUGGACUGAAGGGAGAGUCAGCGCCUACCACAACACCUCAACAGAGGGCGUUGGCCUUGGGAGCAUCUCUCUUGACGCUUGGUGAUCCGGUUCCUUCUUUCGCUUGGGAGUCUGGGUUUUGGGAAAGCUUCUUCAAUGACAAGCCCGCAGUAGACAGGAUGGUCCCAGCGCUCAAGUUUCAUAGACCAUCUUUCGCAGGUUCCAUAGAGGAGCCGACACCGCCACAGGCUGAGGUUCAGGCUUCUGUGAAGAGGCCUCGCAAAGAGGGCCCUUCCUCUUUCUUGGAAGUUGUCAAGAAUAGGAGAGUGAUCUCUUGGAGGGACAAGCGAGAGGCUGAGCAUCGUAGGGCGUUGUGCAAGUGGUCGUGCAUCUUCGACAAGCUUGAUUGUGAAUCCGACCCUGUCAUCAAAACCAUUGCCUCCUUGUCCGAAACGGAGAAGUUCAACACACUUGACGACUACAUGGCAAGAAAAGCCCCUAGUACCAUGACAAAAAGGGCCAAUUCGAUUUUGAAAAUCAUCAAGGUUGGUGAAGCCAAGGGGUUGAUGUUCCCGGUGAGUGAGCCUCAGCUUUACGAGCUUCUGCAAGAGGCAAAGACGGGCGGGGCCCUCCCGUCUCAACUAAGAGGGGUCAUGGAAGGGCUCCUCUUCGCUCGUCACGUGUUCAACAUCGAGGCCUUCAGUCAAAUUGCAAUUAGCAGGCGCUGCUGGGGGGUCGGGGCCUCUCGCCUUGCAAAGACUCCUUCGAAGGCAGCGCCCUUGAGAGUGAUCGACCUGGCAGCAUUGCAUCAGGUCCUCGAUUCGAGUUCCAACCCAUGGGACCGCCUUUUCGCCGGCUGUGCAUUGUUUUGCGUGUACUCACGAUCCCGAUGGAGCGAUGCACAGCACGUUGAUUCCUUCAAAUUCGACAAAGGUUCAGACAACCAGAAGGUGCACUACCUUGAGGCAGUCAUAGACAUCCAUAAGAAUAUGAAUCGGCGCGGGAGGAGCCCUGUGCCUCUCGAGCUCGUCGCGCCGGGUUUGGGGGUGUCUUCGGAAGGUUGGAUUGAGAAAUUCCUUGAUGCAAGAUCCGCCUUGGGCCUGUCCGCCGAACAUGCAUUCAUGCCUGCUCCCGAUGCCAGAGGAGUCCCCACCAUCAGGGCAUUGGAUUCUGAUGAGUGUGGAGAUUGGUUGCUUAGACUCCUUCCUGCCAGGGAGGGCCUGAAGACAACUUCGCACAGCCUUAAAAGGACCUUGCUCAGUUACUGCGCCAAAUGGGGAAUCAGCCAUGACGAUCGCUUGGCGAUGGGGGGUCAUAGCCACCCAGGACGCAUGAGUGACGAGUACGCAGAUGAUGCAAUGGCUAGGCCUCUGAGACUCAUUGAGAUGGUGAUCACAGCAAUCCGAUCAGGUCGGUUCCAUCCCGAUUCCACAAGGGCUGGACGUUUUGAGGGGGGAGAGCCCCCUGCAGGUCUUGCCGCUCCUCUUCAGGAAGAGCCUGAGCUGAGGCCGCCCACGAGCCUCCCCGCGCAGGAAGCUCAGACCAGUGAGAUUGAUCGGAUGCUGGACCAUAGUUCCAGUGACGAGCACAGCAUCGGGGCUGCGCCUUCUUUGCCGGGAGCUGAGAGCAUGCCGCUCCUGAAGCAGUCACUUGUAGCAGAUGAAAUGCCGGUUGCUGAAGAGUCUGGAAGUGGGCGGUCAACAGACAGCUCAUCCUCGGACUCAUCCAGCUCAAACUCGAGUGCCAGUGUUCCUGAGCCCACAGUGCGGCCAGUUCGACUCCUGCCUCCGCCAGCGCCUGCUGAUGGCUGCAGGUUCGUCCAGCAUGCAAGGUUCAAGACGCUGCAUUUGCAGCGGUUGCGACAUGUCAACAUGACCUUGUGCGGCAGAAUCGUGAAACCUCCAAUCGGGGAACCUGGAAUUUUGAGAUAUGACACCCCGGUUUGUCGGGCGUGCAAGAAAGUGGCAGCUACCGACUGA